AAUAAGAGAGGGGAAAUAGAGGAAUAAAAGAGAGGAAAUUGAGGGAUGAGAGAGGCAAAAUAGAGGAAUAAAUAGGCAAAAUAAAGGAAUAAGGGAGGGAAAAUAGAGGAAGGAAAGAGGAAAACGAGAGGAAGGAAAGGGGAUAAAUAGGGGGAUAAAAGAGGGAAUAUAGAGGAACUAACUGAGAAAAAAGGGGGAAAUAGAGAAAAAAGGGGGAAUAGAGAAAGAAAAGGAAAAAUAGGAAAAAUAGAGGGAAAAAUAGGAAAAAUAGAGGAAAAAAAGGAAAAACAGAGGGAAAAAGGGAAAAAUAGAGGAAAAAAAGAAGAAAUAGAGGAAAAAAAAGGAGAAAUAGAGGAAAAAAAAGGAAAAAUAGAGGAAAAAAAGGAGAAAUAGAGGGAAAAAUAUUUUGAACAAGAAGAAAAAAAAAAGAAGAAGGGAGAGAAAAAAAACCAACCAAACAACCCACCGAAAAACCCCAACGAACGCAGCAAAAAAAACCCAAAAAAAACCAAAAAAACCAAAAAACCAACAAAACAACAACCCACACGGACAAAACUCCCACCGAGAGCUCGGAGAACACCCUAAAAAAACCAACAAAAAACCAAAACAAAAACAAAAAAGAAAUUAAAGAAAUAUAUAUUUAAAAAAAUUACAAAAGAACCCCAAAACGAGCACCACGGCGGAGCGGCGAUGAAUUCUUAUUUCACCAACCCGUCCUUGUCGUGCCACCUCGGCGGCGGCCAGGAGGUGCUGCCCAACGUGGCCGCGCUCAACUCCAGCUACGACCCCGUGCGGCAUUUCGGCAGCUACGGCGCGGCCGUGGCGCAGAACCGGAUUUACUCCUCGCCCUUUUACUCGCCCCAGGACAACCCGGUGGUGUUCGGCUCGGGCCGCUCGCCCUACGAGUACGGCUCGAACGCCUUCUACCAGGACAAGGAGGUGCUGAGCAGCUGCCGGCAGAGCUCGGUCGGGGCGCACGGCACCCCCAAUUCCAUCGCGCAGGAUUUCCCCAGCGAGCAGAGCCGCGGCGCGGCUCAGGAGCAGAAAUCCGGCAUCCAGAUCUACCCCUGGAUGCAGCGCAUGAAUUCGCACAGUGGAGUCGGUUACGGGGCCGACCGCCGGCGGGGCCGCCAGAUUUAUUCGCGCUACCAGACGCUGGAGCUGGAGAAGGAAUUCCACUUCAACCGCUACCUGACCCGGCGGCGCCGCAUCGAGAUCGCCAACGCGCUCUGCCUCACCGAGCGCCAGAUCAAGAUCUGGUUCCAGAACCGCCGCAUGAAGUGGAAAAAAGAGACAAAUCUCAGCUCCACGCUGGCCGGAGCAGCGGGAGGAGGAGGAGGAGGAGGAGGAGGAGGAGGAGGAGGAGGAGGAGGAGGAGGAGGAGGUGGAGGGGGAGCGGCGGCCGACAGCUUGGCCAAGGAGGAGAAGCGCGAUGAGACAGAGGAGGAGAAGAAGGAGUGA
Vidua chalybeata is the source of this 1461-nucleotide messenger RNA. RefSeq names its product homeobox C6 (gene HOXC6). Gene Ontology annotation, cellular component: nucleus. The transcript has 2 exons. The record is from RefSeq and is a predicted model, not a curated record. Gene Ontology annotation, molecular function: RNA polymerase II cis-regulatory region sequence-specific DNA binding; DNA-binding transcription factor activity, RNA polymerase II-specific. Bases 691 to 1461 code for a protein of 256 amino acids. Gene Ontology annotation, biological process: anterior/posterior pattern specification; regulation of transcription by RNA polymerase II. NCBI's taxonomy places the organism in Eukaryota, Metazoa, Chordata, Aves, Passeriformes, Viduidae.